Molecule: messenger RNA, 1596 nt
Organism: Cordyceps fumosorosea ARSEF 2679
Lineage: Eukaryota; Fungi; Ascomycota; Sordariomycetes; Hypocreales; Cordycipitaceae
Product: dimethylaniline monooxygenase 2
Exons: 6
Coding region: 1-1596 (531 amino acids)
Molecular function (GO): N,N-dimethylaniline monooxygenase activity; NADP binding; flavin adenine dinucleotide binding
Source: RefSeq, a predicted model, not a curated record
AUGGAGGAGGCGCCAACAAAGACGACCGUUGCGGUCAUCGGCCUUGGGGGCAUGGGUAUCGCAGCAGUCAAGAACCUUGUUGAAGAGGGCUUCCAAGUUACCGGCUUUGAGAGGAACGCGUACUGCGGCGGCCUGUGGCACUUUACCGAGGACAAGACCACUUUGAGCAUCCUAGAAUGUAAGCUGAUGUGCUAUACCGACUUCCCAUUUCCCAAAGACACACCGACACACUGCUCCGCGAAGGAUGUUGAAAAGUACAUAGAGUCGUACGUGGAGCGGUUUCAGCUCGCGCCGCAUUUCAGACUCAAUACCUCGGUCACGCAUAUUUCCGAGAACGAAGAGACAGGCCGGUGGAAAGUCGACAUUGACGGCGCCCCGUCGGAGUACUUCGACAAGGUUGUCAUGGCGACUGGUCCGCAUGUUAAGCCGACCACCUUUCACCUGGAUGGCCAGGAGUUGUUCGCUGGCGAGGUGAUGCACUCACAGCAGUUCAAAAGAGCAUCUGACUAUGCUGGUAAACGAGUUAUCGUCUCAGGGUUGGGCAAUACUAGCGCCGACAUCGCAAAUGAGCUUGUGGGAGUCGCAUCUGAGGUCUACCUGUCGCACAGCAGAGGGGCACAUGUGCUGCCUCGCGACCUCAAGGGCGUGCCCGCGACCAGCGUGCUCACGCACCGCCUCAUCCGUCUACAAAGCACCAUCGACUGGCUCCUCCCCGGCCUGCGCGACGUCAUCAGUGGGCGCGUCCUCCGGGGCAUCACGCGAGCCGUCUUCGGCGACCUGGACCCCGCGUGGCGCCUCGACGACGCGCCGCCCGCCACCGUCACCAACCCCAUCAUCAACGACUUGCUGAUCCCCAACCUACGCGCCGGCCGGCUCGCCUCCGUCGCCGGCAUCCUGCGCAUCACCUCCGCCGACACGGUCGAGCUCACUGACGGCAGCACCGUCCGCGCCGACAUCAUCGUCUGCUGCGUCGGCUACGAGAACAGCUACUGCCACGUGCUGGACUCCCGUAUCGACCCUACGCGGUACGCUGACCCUGCCUGGGACGCCGCUCCCGGCGCCCGCGGCCGGCCCCUGCCGCGGCUCUACCGCAACGUCUUCUCCCUGGACCGCCCGGACACGCUCGCCUUCGUCGGCUGCGCGUGGUUCGCCACCGGCGCGCUCACCGUGGCCGACCUGACCAGCAUGUGCAUCGCGCAGGUGUGGCGCGGCCGGUCGCGGCUACCGCCGGCGCGCGAGAUGGAGCGCUGGAUGGACGCGCAGGCCGCGUACGUGGCCGGGCUGGCGCGCCGCGCGACCAUCGUCCCGGCGACGGUGGACAUGCGCGCCUGGCUAGCGUGGGCGGACGAGACGGCGGGCUUGGGGGUGGAGAGGCGUGUCGGGAGGUGGUUCGGGAGCGCGUGCUGGGCGUUUUGGUGGCGCGAGCAUCGGCUUUAUAACAUGAUUGAUAGGGGAGUCUUGACGUCGGCGGUUUGGCGGCUGUUUGAGGAGGGGAAGAGGAAGGCGUGGGAUGGCGCGAGGGCGGAGGUCGAGAGGUUGAACGAGAAGCACGAAGCCAACUUGGCGCGGUACAGGGAGAGACAAGCAAAAAGUUGA